AUGAGCGGCUUCUUUUGUCCAAAAUGGUGCGAGGAGUGGGUAGUCCUUUACGAGGACUCGACGUUAGCCUGGUACUCAGAUAAAGGCUUAAACAGGCCGAAAGGCUGCGUUCGUAUUAGUGACGCACCGGAAUUAUUAGCUGUAGGCGAAUGGACCAGACAAGUGCCACGAAGGCCGAAAUUUCCACAUGCUUGCCAUAUGGGUCAGUUGCUAGCGAUUGGCAGCAGGAAACUACAUGACGUUCACUGGCUCAUGGCGAAAUCACCAGCGGAAAUUAAUGACUGGAUGACGGCAAUCAGCAAUACGUUGCCGCCCCCUCCACACCUGCCUCUAAAUGACAAAAGAUUAUCGCUUACCCCGCAGCAGAAACAGGACAUUGUCGUUAGUAAACAAUGCCAAUGCAACGGUGUGUCUUCAAUCGCGAACGGAAACAGCAUCCAGCAACAGACCAUCAACUCACCACUUCAGAAAAACUACGAAGCUGACCAUACUGUUCUGGCUGGCGUGUGCAUCGACUGGGGCCAUGGUUGGGGCUGGGGGCAGAACGCCAAUUGGGGACCACAAGCUUUAUUCGGUCACGAGGAAACAUUGACCGUUAGCCAAAUUUUACCUGCCGCAUCCAUCUCUUACUGUCAUUCGGCAGAAGAUUAUACGGUUUCGGGUAUGGACGAGGUGGAUUGGUGUGCAUUCGGAGAUUUUAGUUUUUAAGUAUUAACAGCUGAACCCAAAUCGGCAGUACCCAAUAUUUUUGCAAGAGUCCGCAAAUAUUCUUCCCAGUCUCUUCUUCACCAAGAACCGGCAAUUUGGUGAACAAAAAUACAUUAUAAGUGAAGUAUUAGUUACUUUAUUGUGCCAAAAAUUUAUUGUAUCGAUAUAUUUGUACACACUAUACACUACAACUGUAUUAAAUGUAAUUAAUAUAUGACACGUUUUUGGCACAGGCGUACCAAAAAAUUGUUUCAGGCCUACUUUGGUUUUGUAGAAAAUUUAAAAACCUGAAAUUCAAAACUACCAAAAUAUUCUCACAAUUUUUAUUGCUGAAAAACGGAUUUCAGUGUAUAUUACAUUAAAUUAGUUAGCAUAUAUAUAAAAAUACAAAACGACCAGUAAUUUCCAAUAAGCACGAUAAUUUUAGCAAAAUUUAUUUCAAACCUAUUCUAUGGAAUUUUUUGGAUGAAUGUAUUAUUUUACGGAUACUAGUUUUCUCCUUUUUGCAGUUAAUUUUAUCACUGUCGUAUAAAAAUUUAAUUAGCUGGUAAGACAUUGCAACUGGUAUCGAAAUAUUCCGUGCUAUUUUUGUCCAUGCAAGGGGUCAAUAAAUAUACCCAAAUCGGCCUAGAGAAGAAACUUAUAGAUAUCCCAGCCUUUUAAACACAAGAAAGGGAGCAAUACCAACCAAUUAUAGAAGAACAUAUCUUAAUUUAUAGUCGAGUAAGGCAAGAUGAUAAAGGCAUACAAGGACUUGACAACUUGCCAUCAAAGAUACAAAAAUCAGGUACCAAAAUGUUAAUAAAUAUUGAAAGUGAUCACCUUAGUCAAAAUAAGAAUAGUAAGAGAAGAUUUAAAAAUUAUCUAAGUAUACAACUCACAAAAUUAUAACCAUAACCGAUCAAGUAUAUGAAGAACCACAACCUGGUCUAUUGACCAGGUUAGAGAAGAUAGUAUGACACAUAAGCAAUCUCAUACCACUCAUACACCAAAAAGCUAAUAGUUAACAAAUUUUUAUAUUCUUUUUCUCAUAGGCAUCUUUCAGUGCUUCACAGUUUUUCGAUUUCUUUCUAACGCAUUAAAUUGUAUGUGACAGAAAAAAGGCACGUCUGUGAUUACAGACAUUUAUAACAUUUAUUCUAGUUGUCGAUAAAUGGCGCUAUAAUCAAAAAAAAUAUUUACGAAUUAUAUAAUAUAUCUACGAAUAUAAUCUGUACAAUAAUUUAUAAGACUAUACAGAUCAAAGAAAAUACCAUUUUAUAAAUGCAAUAAACACAAUUGAUUUGUUUUUAUACCAAAUUGCAAAUAAAAUGUGACAACUGUCAGAUUUAACUAAAAUGUCAUGUUAGAAUAAAUGUUAUUAAUUUAUAUUAUCACGAACUUACCUUCUUUUCUAUCAUUUGUGACGUACUGAAAAAUGCACAUGAAAAGGACCACACCUGUUACGAACUCAGACUAAAUAAUAUGCUUUUUAACUAUAGAGCACAAAAGUGUACAAUCAUGCAAUGUCAAAACUGUAACACUGAUAGAACCAACAUGACAGGAAAAUUACUAAUUUCGGAAUAGGCACAAUAUUUUUUGAGAUCUUGGAGAGGAUAAAAAAGCAAAUAACACCAAGAUAUCCUGUAAAAACUCAUAGGUUUAAACAGAAAGUUAAGAUUAGAAGUGAAAAAAUAAGAAAGUCUCUUUGCAAUGUAGAAGAACACAAGUAUAACAGGAAUACAAAUUUUACAAUAGAAUUAUUUACAAUAGAAUUAAAAGAGGUAUUGGGAGUGAGAGUAUGUAAACAGAAAUAAAUUUAGAAAAUAUCCAGAAGACAAUACAAAGAGAUAAAAAACUUAUAAAAAUGGAACAUAUUUAAAAGAAACAAAAAUGAAUUGCUUACAAUUCUUAUUUCAUACAUGCGAAGAGGAAAGGAUACACGAAAAGACUUAGGGAAUAAUUUAAAACAAUCUUAGACCAAAAUAGAAUAUUAUAAAAAUCGACAUGCAGUAGUGUGUUGAAUCUUACAGCAAAAGUGACAAGAAAUAAACUGAAUAAACAUAUAACAUUACCGACAAAUAGCAAGCUUUUAGACCAAGAUCAUGUAUUAUUGCAAUAUUUAUAGCAAUACAAUAAUUGAAAGAGAAAGACCUGGAACACCAUAUACUAGCAUAUCUAUAUUUUGUAAAUAUAAAUAAGUUUUUUACAGGUUUUUAUUGCACUGGAAUAAAGAGGAAGAUUGUUUGAGUUCACUACUUUUCAACAUGAUAAUAAAGGAAAUAAUCAAGAAAGCACAAAUAAAAGGGCAUCAAAGGGGAAGAAAAUAACUUAGCAUAAGAUGCUAUAAAUAGUGCGAUAAUAAUGGCACAAAGUGAAGAAGACUUACAGAGCACACUUUACGAAAUUAAUAUGAGAAAAGCUGAAAAUCUUUAGAAAAAUUGAUGAAGUAGCACUACUAAACCAAAAAAAAGUUUUUUACAAAUCUUUACUACACUUGGAUAAAGAAGAGAGUUGCUUGAGUUCACUACUUUCUAACAUGAUACUAAAUAGAAUUAUCAAGAAAGUACAAAAAAAGGACACCACAUGGUAAGAAAAUAAACCUAGCAUAAGAUACUAUGUAGAUGUCGCGAUAAUAAUUGCACAAAAUAAAGAUGACUUACAGAGAAUUUUUUAUGAGGUUAAUAUGGUAAAUGCUGGAAGUCCUUAUAAAAAUUGAUAAAACAACACUUAGCGAUAGGUCCCGAAGCACAGAUACAAGACAUUCUUGUCAUUUAAUUGACAGUUGAAUAAGGUUGGACGUAUUAUCUUUUUAUUAAACUACUUAGUUUGCAUUAUUUCCAGUAAGAAAGAGAAACAGUAUCAAUUAAAAUAUAUACUUUAAAUGUCCUUGUAUGUAUUAAAAACCAUACAUACAAAAAUUCUCUACAAAACUAGUAACAAAGAAUGGCGAUAAUACCAGAUAUUUUUAUUAAUUUUAUUAACAAUUUUAUAAACGAUAUGUACUGUUAUGUAAACGUUAUUGUAAAGAAUUAGAAUAUAUGGA
Molecule: messenger RNA, 3733 nt
Organism: Diabrotica virgifera virgifera (western corn rootworm)
Lineage: Eukaryota; Metazoa; Arthropoda; Insecta; Coleoptera; Chrysomelidae
Exons: 7
Coding region: 1-708 (235 amino acids)
Biological process (GO): regulation of cell differentiation
Cellular component (GO): membrane
Source: RefSeq, a predicted model, not a curated record